AUGAAACUAUGUUCAUAUGAUGAGUUUUUGUGCGAAACGAAAGAAUAAUUUUUAAUAUUUGUUUUUUUUUUAUGAUGAACAUAUUUUGAAAUUGGACAAAAUUCAGUAACAUUUGAGGCGUUUGAGCCUCUGUAUUGGACGCUUUUAGGAACGCGCUCUUUAUUAAUUUAUAGCAAAAAUUCGCGCCCUCUUUCUUUCUCGUUGCGAUGUAUUUUUAGAAAGUUGACAGUUUUUCAAUACGAAUUGAAGUGUAAACAAACAUUAGAUUAAUUUCGCAUUUAACGCAUUUCUACGUGUAAUAUUUAUAAUUAAAGUUAUCCUCAAUGUUGAUUGUUCUCAAUCGUGAAUUGAUAACAAUAAUUUUAAGUUUUUUAAAGUCAAUUUGAUCCAGGCAAAUAAGAUAAAGAAAUAGUUAAUCGAUGCAAAAUGCAAGCAAAAGUAAAUGGCAUAUUGGAGGAAUCACUGCAAAAAGCCAGAGAAUAUGACAGGAUCGGAAAUGUUGGGAAAGCUUUUGUAUAUUAUUCCAUCUUUGCGGAACUGUCUGCACGGAGAUCAGAAAUCGAAGAAACGUUUACAGAUGUGCUUUGUGAAUGGGGAAUGCAGUUAGCGAAAAACAACAAAUUUUCAGAUAUUGUGAAGUGCUAUAAAUUUUCCUUGAAUAUUUACCCAAACAAUCCUCGUAUGUUGAAUAAUUUUGCAGCGCACUUGUUAAGGAAUAACGAUCCCAUACGGGCGAUACAAUAUUUAAAGCGAGCUUUGAAAGUUGACGUUAACUUUCUACCGGCAGAGCGAAACCUGCAAAAUGCAUAUAGUAUGGCGGUGGAUAGGUGGCAUUUCACAAUGCUCAAUGACAAGCAGAGAAACAACGCUUUUGAGCGCGCUAUACGUAAGAGAGUCAGUCAGGGCUACGAUACAGUGUUGGACGUAGGGACUGGUACAGGUCUCUUGAGUCUGUAUGCCAGAGAUGCUGGGGCCGCAAAGGUUUACGCAUGCGAAUGCUCCGAAGCGAUGACGCUGAUUGCGAAGGAAGUAUUUAAAUCCAACAAUGCGACUGACAUAAAUUUAAUACCAAAACUGUCGUUCGACCUCAAAGUACCUGUGGAUAUUCCAGAAAGAGUAAAGUUAAUAGUGACUGAAACGUUUGAUGCUGGCUUAUUUGGAGAGCUUGUAAUACCAUCUAUGAUUAACGUGCACAUGAACAUUUUAGAUUUAAAUGGUAUGGUAAUACCUAUGGGCGCGACGGUUUACACAGCAGUCAUUGAAUGCGAACACAUUAGAUACAGAUCGUCGGUGAUUUUCGACAGAAUAAAAGGCCACUGUCCUUUAAACUUCGACAAUGUAUCCGUACUGUCGGACGACGAGUACUACGAUACCGAAAACCUGGAGAGAGUUCAAAUUAAUUACGUCACAGAGCCGCAACUGCUGUUUAGCGUGAAUUUUAACGAUUUGCUAGAACUGUAUGAAUUCUGCAAGGAUGGGAUAAAGCAGAUGCUACAAACGAAAUGUAGAUACGAUGGUAUUAUAGAUGGUUUAAUCACUUGGUUCAAGUUGCAUCUUGACGAGGAGAUUACGCUUGACUCCUCGGAUGGAAAGUCCUGUUGGCAAUUCGCUGUUUUCCCGACUGUGCCGACCGUUUGUCAAGAGGGCGAUGUCUUGACGAUAAAAGUGGAAACUUUGAAGGGCAAACUGAAAUGCUCUUAUAGCGCGGGUAAUGCGCGAUACAACGAGAAUUGUACAACUUUGUAUCAUUUGCCGAAGGAAGUCAUUACCUUUCUGAAUGACUUCGAUUACGUCAAAUUGCUCACGGAACUCGGUAGAUCUCAAGAGAAUAGAAAAAUGAGAUAUAUUUUGGAUACUUCGCCUUUUCCGAUAUACGGAUUGACCUAUUUAAAGGAAUGUAAAGAUAGUGAAAUUUUAUAUUACAAAACUGACAAUCCAACGCUACGUGUUCUAAUUGAACAAAUAGCCCGUGAUAGCGGACUGCAAGGGAAAGUACAUAUGAUAUCGAACUUUGAGGAAAUUCCAUGCUCUCUAGAUUCCAUAUUUAUUCAUAAUUUUGACAUUAAGGGUGAAUUGAAAGAUGAUCAAGAUAGCUGCUGUGAAAUUUUCAGGAAGUUACUCAAGCCAAACGGCGUAUUGUUGCCGGAAAAGAUUUUCCUUGUGGGACAAUUAGUAUACUCGGAAGAUUUACCAAAUAUGGUUUAUGUACAAGAUAUAAAUCUCCAAAGAUCAUCUUCACUCCCUACUUCUAUUGAUACGAGUUCGGACAGCGAAGAUGGUCUACAUGUGCGGGAUAAUAUAGCCAGUAAAGUAAAUAAAAGUACAAAUUAUGUAAUCGCUGAAUACAUUAAUAAAUAUAAGAUUAAUCAAAUAUUUGAUUUGAAUUCGAGUUUAUAUUCAUGUGAGAUUAUGUCUGAUGCGCGAAUAUUGGUAGAAAUAAAUGAGACCAAGACUACCGAAACAAUUGUGAAUUUUGGAGAAAUAAGUAACAAAGAAGGGAAAAUUUUACCAAAUGCCUUAAUAUGUUGGUACAAGGUUCAGCUGAGUCCAUAUCAUGUACACGAUACAAAGAAGAAUGAUUCUUUUAUGAAUCAUACGGCGAUCGUUUUCGAAGAUGAACUGAGAGAUAUCAUUCUGAGAGUAUACUAUAAGAACAACUUCAGAAAUCAUAAAAAUGAGUGUGGCAAAGCAGAGUUGUGAAGAAGUGCAAGAACAAUGCAAGUUGCUGUCGCACCCCAGAUUGAGAUGUAAAAGGCUAAAUUCAAGAGAUAAUCGUGCUAUAAUACAGAUUCCUUUGGAUUUA
Molecule: messenger RNA, 2803 nt
Organism: Wasmannia auropunctata (little fire ant)
Lineage: Eukaryota; Metazoa; Arthropoda; Insecta; Hymenoptera; Formicidae
Product: putative protein arginine N-methyltransferase 9
Exons: 8
Coding region: 427-2700 (757 amino acids)
Biological process (GO): peptidyl-arginine methylation
Molecular function (GO): protein binding; protein-arginine omega-N monomethyltransferase activity
Source: RefSeq, a predicted model, not a curated record